CGGCGCUGCUGCUGGAUGUUUUCACUUCUUACUGUCCGUGUGCUGAAAAGAUAAGGAAGCGCUAUGAAAUAACAGAGACAGCAGCAGAGACGCUCCACCAUGGUUCAGUGGCAGAUCUGCACUCUGGAGCACCUGAUGAAUUCAGGGUUCGGCCGUCCUUUUCCACGACACGGCCUUCAGCUCCUGUUUUGGUUUGCCAACCAGUGUGUGACCUGUGAACCCAUUAACUUUGUGGUCAUCAUGAAGCUGGUGUCAGAUUGUCAACCAGAGAACGGUUUCUUCGGCUUCCACCAGUUUGGCAACGUUGAAGAACUUUUACCAGUGCUGAAGAAGCCCAAGAAGCGCAAGGGUAAAACAAAGGUUGUGUACUAUGAAGUCGGCAACCUGAACACAGAAACCUACCCAGCUUCUGCAAACCUCCCCGCAUAUGUGAGGGAAAAUUAUGGGUUGUAUGGUGAUUACAAUAUAGACAGGAUCAUCAUCGGUUACCAGGUGAAGACCAGGGUGGUGGAGACGGUGUAUGUCACAGAGCACGACGGCGUGGCCUUUGGGAGGUUCAACACUGACAGGACAUACGAAGUCAGCCCUGAACUCAUCCAAGUCCUGCAGAACCCACAGCUUGAUCUCACCACCUUUCUCAACCGGACAGGCUACUGUGGAGACAUGCAGGUGGUCCAGGCUGACAAUGUGGGGGAGAUACACUGCCCAGACCCUUCAGUCCAGGAAAUCUUCAACUUAAUGCAGAACUACAGUGGAUCUGUAGCAAGAGCAGUACAUGAUGACUUAAGUUUCUUCUCAGAAACUUUUAACCUGCAACUGGAUGUAAACAUGGAGCCCUUCAGCUAUGACCAGUAUGGGAACCACAUGGUCAACGUAACCUCAAACAACAGCAGAGUUGUGGCUGGCUACAGUAAAGUGCAACGGAAAUACAGGAAGCCUAAAGCCAAAAAGAAACCAAGAGUCUACGAUGACAGUUAUUGGCUGUCUGCGUUGGGGCGCCCUCAAGGGCAACGUGCAUUCAGCUAUUACUCCAGUUUUGAUGAAGAAGACAGAAGAUGGAACAGAGGUGGUGGUGGUGGUGGUGGUGGCAUCAGCUUCAUGAAGAUUCUCCUCGGUGCUGGUGCGCUCUACUUGGCAGCCAAAUGUUUCAGCUGGCUGAGGAGCUUGUGGGAGGAGGACUUAAAUGAGUACAUCAUCAAGAAGAUACCAUGGAGGACACCAACUUAUCAGCAUCAUGUCAUGCUGGAUUAUGUGUACUAAGAUUUUAGGGCAAUGGAUGUCUUUUUGGUCAAACAUGAAGACUCCAUACAGCAAUUGUCAAAUUAAUUUAAAACAAGUGUGAAUUCACAAUAGCUGUAACCUCGAUGCCAAAUGUAUGUUACAUUUGGACAUUUCAUACGAAUUAUAUCAAUGUUUCUAAAGUGACGUAGUAUAUGAGCUGGACAGUGGGUGGCGUGACAUCUAGACAAGAUGGCUACCAAGCUGCAGCCCACUGUUUAAGACCAACAUACAACAACACUGGUUGUUUUUAACAUUUACAGUGGCGUUUGUAGCACUGAACUUUGGUGUUUUUAACCAACCGUCCCUUCUUUUCCAGCAGCUUUUGUGCCACCAAAUGAGGGUGUUUUAAGUCAAAAUAUGAUCUUUUCCAAACUAUUACCAAGUGGUUUUUGUGCAUAAACCUAACCACACCUUUACCACAGCGUUGUUGAGAAACAUAAAGUUUCAAUGUAUCUACUACAAAGUAAUACACAAAUGUAAUGUAUGCCUGCUUUGUGGACACAUACAAUGCAAACAUUUUUUUCAAUUUCAAUUCAAUUUUAUUUAUAAAGCCUAAUAUCACAAAUCACAAUUUGCCUCACAGGGCUUUACAGCAUACGACAUCCCUCUGUCCUUAUGACCCUCACAGCGGAUAAGGAAAAACUCCCCAAAAAAACCCCUUUAACGGGGAAAAAAAACGGUAGAAACCUCAGGAAGAGCAACUGAGGAGGGAUCCCUCUUCCAGGACGGACAGACGUGCAAUAGAUGUCGUACAGAACAGAUCAGAUUGCUUGGAUUUCUUUACAAAAUCCUUAACUGCCAAAGAGUGGGCAGAUUAUUGUGGACAGGUAGCUUUGCAGAGCAAGCUAUAGAGCUGCUGGUCUCAGCUAAUUACAGUUAAAUUGUUAAGACUGAAAUACUGAUAUUUUAAAUUGAUUGUAUCAUUAGAAUAACACUGAAAAUAACUUCAGUAUUGACAGGCUUCAAUCGUGCAAUACUUGAUUUUGGUAAUACUUGAAUGUCUUUGUUAUGGUGAAAGGUAUUGGAGCAGAGAUUGAUCAUAAUUACAGUGAUAAACAAACAAAGAAAGCAAGAAAGAAGAUGGCCCUGGCCAACACAACACAAGAGCAACAAAACCACAACUACAUUUUGUCACUGCUGAAGAUUUUUUACCAUAAUGAGAUGUGUAGUUAUUUCUUUUAUAUCUGUGGGUGUAUGAGGCCUCUGUUUGCAGUGAUGCAGAACGAGCUGGACUGCCUUAUGUUAUGUCAUUAUCUGAUUGUUAUACUGUACAUACUUUUUUUAAAAGAUUUUUGGGGGGGCUUUUUUGCCUUAAGUGAGAGGACAGUUUGACAACGACAUGCAGCGAGGGGCCAUGAGCUGGACUCAAGCCCUCAGCCACUGCGGCAAGGACAUUGCCUUUGUGCAUGGGGCGUCUGCCAUGGUGCCCUACCUACUGAGCUACUGGACGCCCCCUGUAAAUCAUUUUAAUUGGGAUCAAUGUGACGAAUCAUUCAUUGGAUUAGCCACAAACAGACAUUCCCGUCCAAUUAUUUUAUGUGUGAACCAUGUCACAAUAAUAUAAAAUAACAUGUAACAUGUUGGAGAACUGUAUCUAGAUCACCACUCAUUUCAAAAAGUUAAUCAAUAAACAGCAACAUGGACAUUUGAC
Molecule: messenger RNA, 2932 nt
Organism: Epinephelus fuscoguttatus (brown-marbled grouper)
Lineage: Eukaryota; Metazoa; Chordata; Actinopteri; Perciformes; Serranidae
Exons: 5
Coding region: 100-1260 (386 amino acids)
Source: RefSeq, a predicted model, not a curated record